UUGUACUUGAUAAUUAGUGAUUGCUAGCUGAUAGCAAUUGAGUAUUGAUAGCAAAUCUGGUCACACGCGGUCGCAGCUAAUCGAUAAACACACGGGAAGUGUAUGUCUACGCUAAUUAUGUGAUUUGAAAAUGUUUAAAAAUAAAUCUGUAAUAUUUAAGCUAUGGCACUUCCUGCGCACCUACAUCUUGACGAUCAAGCGCUUCGACCUAUUCCUGCAGGGCACGCUGCUGAUCGUCAUCCUGCUGGAGACCAACGUCCUCCUGCUGCUGAGGAGGGACGCCACUGAGGGGUUCAACUCAGCUAUUAUUGAAGAUCUGGUGAUAGUAGCGGGUGGUGUAGUAGAAUGUGCGCUCGGAGCUAUUUUGGGCUGGUGGGGCGGAGGCCGACGGCACUUCGCCCUCUCAGCAUGGCUGGCAGCCACCUCUGCAGCCGGACUUCUGGUCCUAGCCUUCCCUUACACGUACUCCAAUCCUCCUAAUGUUGAGCUAUGCGGCGGCGAUACAAUAUCAGGGUCCCGUCCGCCGUCGGUUAUCGGCAUAGACGAUAAUGCGCCAGCUCGCACCUCAACCCUCAUCCUCACCUUCAUCCUCUGCGCCCUCACGCAGAUCAGCAUAUUCGCGCACGGAUUCACCUAUCUGGACGACCACGAACCGCAUAAUGGACCAUAUUUCUAUGGUAUCCUUAUCUCCAUCAGACUGUCGCUUGGUCUAAGCGGCACGAAUUGGCUGCGAGCCAGCUCUACAAGCGACGACUGGUGGGAGGCACACUUGUCGAUAUGCAUGCUCACCUUCAUGUUUGCGGUACUCUUCACUCUCUUCCCGAAGAGGAUGCCACAGUGGGAGGAUGAGGAAAUACUGGUUGAUACUGACUUCCUACCUUCCCUGGGUCGUGUGGCGCGCAACAAAGCGAUAAUACUUCAGACCGGCGCCCUCGCCUGUCUGACUAUAUCGGUUCUAUGCUUUGUCAACUACGACGUGGCGUAUGUACAGGCGAGAUUCAAUAUAGAAGGAAUACGACAGGAUCCAAGAACAUCAAGAACUUUGACUGAUGUGUUCCGUUCUUUUGUUAUCAUCUUCUUUAUUAUGAUAUUCCGAGUCCGAUUCUCGGUGUGGCGCAGGGACGGUGUUAAGGCCAACACGGCGUCUCGCGUGGGCGGCGUCGUCUGUAUCUUUGUCGCGGUAUUCUUCAUCGUGUUGGCUGCUUUGAGCUGUGAUGUCGCGGAAAUCGAAGGAUUUGAGCAGUCGGGGUAUAUCCAACCUGCAUGUAGUGCGCAAUGCGGAUGCAGCUCAGAGCGUUACGGCUUCAGCCCGGUGUGCGGGUUGGAUUCGUCGACUACCUUCUUCUCGCCGUGUAAUGCCGGCUGUUCGGAAUUAGAGGAUCUUAAUGGAUUUAUCGUGUACAACUGCACGUGCGGCGCGCAGCGCGCGGUGCGCGGCGCGUGCGCGCUGGACUCGUGCCGGCUCGUCUUCGGCGUCUACCAAAUCUUCUACACACUCAUACUGGCUGUCUCGGGGGCGGCGUUCGUGAUGCAGAGCAUGGUGUUGGUGCGCGCGGUGCGGCGCGUCGACAAGCCCACGGCGAUGGGACUGUCCUCCGCCGUCAUCGCCUUAGUCUCCUUCGUGCUCGGGAAGCUACUCUACAUGCUUAUAAGCUAUCUAACAUGCGGCUACUCCCACGACGGCUUGUGUCUUCUCCACAAGCCGUCUCUAUGGACGAUGUGUGCCGCGAGCAGUUUCUUCGCUCUAGCAUCAGCCGGAGUGAGCUUGCUCGCGAGCCGCGUGCCGCCCGAACCAACCACCGAAUUGUGAUAUUAGAUUAUAGUUAUUUAUUGA
Molecule: messenger RNA, 1834 nt
Organism: Manduca sexta (tobacco hornworm)
Lineage: Eukaryota; Metazoa; Arthropoda; Insecta; Lepidoptera; Sphingidae
Product: solute carrier organic anion transporter family member 2B1
Exons: 12
Coding region: 131-1810 (559 amino acids)
Biological process (GO): transmembrane transport; sodium-independent organic anion transport
Cellular component (GO): membrane
Molecular function (GO): protein binding
Source: RefSeq, a predicted model, not a curated record